Molecule: messenger RNA, 198 nt
Organism: Ilex paraguariensis (yerba mate)
Lineage: Eukaryota; Viridiplantae; Streptophyta; Magnoliopsida; Aquifoliales; Aquifoliaceae
Source: the annotation of a GenBank genome assembly
AUGGAAGUGAUUGAAGUUCUACACAUGAAUGGAGGAAUUGGAGAUGCAAGUUAUGCAAACAACUCAUUAGUUUCAGACUUGGGUUGUUCCUCUGGUCCAAACACUUUGCUAGUGGUCUCUGAGAUCAUCAAGCAAGUGCAGUUGAAAAACUAUGCCGAAAAAUGGGAAACCACUCACCAGAGUUUCAAAUAUUCUUAA